Hydra vulgaris (swiftwater hydra) is the source of this 2326-nucleotide messenger RNA. The record is from RefSeq and is a predicted model, not a curated record. Lineage: Eukaryota; Metazoa; Cnidaria; Hydrozoa; Anthoathecata; Hydridae.
GAGGACUGAUCCUGGCUGGAAGUAUUGUGUUGAACUUUCUCCAAUCAGGUCGCAGGAUAGCAAAACUUAUAAAUAUAUUGAAUGCAACUUUUGUAAGAAGAGGAUCACUGGCGGAAUUAAAAGGCUAAAGCAGCACAUUGCAAAGACUCAUAAGAAUGUUGCAGGUUGUCCACGAGUUUCCAUUGAGGUUCAAGAAGAAAUGAAGUCGUUUAUGUUGAAAAAGACCGAGGGUAAAAGAACAGCAUUCGAAGAAAUGGAUGAAGUGCUGUCUAGUUCAAAAAACAAGUUCAUGGACCCAUUGAUUUUUUUUAUACAAUACGCAAAUAUUGGUAGCGAGAGUGCUGAAUAUUUCACAGUUUAUCAAACGCACCAAGUUACCUUGAAUGAGAGUUGGAAGAAAAACGAAAGAGUAAGGAUUUGCAAUUCUAUUGGACGGCUCUUCUAUGAGAAUUCAAUGUAGCAACAAGCCCUUCAUAUUGGGCCAUGAUGAAGGAUGUAUGUGGAUUUGGAAGGGGAUUUAAACCCCCAACUAUGUAUGAGUUGCAAACAUGGAUUCUAAAAGAAGAGAAAAAUGCUAUUUCUUCCAUUGUCAAUGAAGCAAUCCACCUUCAUGGAUUGAAACCGGUUGUAGUAUUGUAUCUGACGGUUGGACUAACACAAAUGGGCGUACAUUGAUAAAUUUUUUAGUUAAUAACCCGAAAGGUACUUACUUUUUAAAGUCUAUUGAUGCAUCUGAUCAAGUAAAAGGUGCAAAAUUGCUUUUUAAAUUAAUUGAUGAAGUUGUUGAGGAAGUUGGAGAAAAGAAUAUUAUCCGAGUGAAAACAGACAAUGCCUCGGCUUAUAAAGCAGCGGGGCCAAUGUUGGUGGAGAAAAAGAAAAAUUUGUAUUGUACGCCUUGUGCUACACACUGCAUUGACUUAAUGUUAGAGGACAUUUUCAAGUUACCUUUUCCAUACUUCUGUGUUCACCAAGGCCAAGAAAAUAAUAAAUUUUAUAUAUCAAUGGGUGCUAUCAAUGGUAAGAAAAUUUACCGGUGGAGAUUUGGUGAAACCUGCUGUUAAUCGAUUUGCCACUGCAUUUCUUACUUUGCAAAGCUUGUUUGGAGCAAGGGAUGGACUUGAAUCCUUUUUUACUUCAAGAAAGUGUAAAAGUGCUUAUGCAUCUUGAUCAUUGGGGGAAAUUGUGCGCAACAAUUCUAAAAAGACAGUUAUUAGCCUGGUGUUACUUAGUGCUCAACACAACAAAGUCCUUAGUUAUAGUUCUUAAAAUGGUGGAUUCCGAGAAGUAUCCACCAAUGGGAUUUAUUUACGUAGCUAUGGAUAGGGCUAAAGAAAAAAUUGUUCUAAUAAUGUCUAAUCUAAAUAAUGAUGUUACAAAGUAUCAGAUUGUUUGGGAUGUUGUGGGCAGUCGGUGGGAUCGUCAGCUUUACACGCAUUUGCACGCUGCUGCAUAUUUUCUAAAUCCUUAUUUCCAAUAUGAACCUUCAUUCUCUUCUCAUCAUGAGAUUAAAUUGGGACUUUAUCCUUGCACGGAGCGAUUGAUUGGUGAUUCAGGAGAAAGAGAGAAAGUAGAUUUGCAGAUCAAUUCUUUUUGAUAUGCACGAGGUUUAUUUGGACGGGUAAAUGCAGUAAGCACGAGGAAGAAGAGAAGUCCAGCGGAUCGGUGAAGAGCUUUUGGAGAUCAAACGCCUAAACUUGCAAAAUUUGCAAUUUGAAUCUUGAGCUUGACUUGUAGUGCUUCUGGAUGUGAACGGAAUUGGAGCUCCUUAAAUCAAGUAAUAGUAUAAAGUAUUUUGGUUUUAUAUGUUUUUCGAUUUUCAUCUUACUGAGCUUUAGUAUUUUAAUGAACAGGUGAAUACAAAGAGAAGAAAUCGCUUGAAGCAAGCGAAACUCAAUGAUUUAGUUUACAUUAUGUUCAAUUUGAAACUAAAACACAGGGAGUUAAAGAAGAAAACAAUUAAAGAUCCCCUUUGUUUGGAUGAUGUAGACUCUGGCAAUGAAUGGAUCUCAGAGCUCCAAAAUCCUGAGGUAGAGGUCUAUGAAAAUCUUGAUGCAAAUAUAGCUCUUGAUGACUCUUUUGAAGUCAAAGAAGGUGAAUUAUUUCAACAUACAAAGAAGAGAAAGAAGAAAAACAAAAGGUAUAGGAAAAAUCCAAAUGAUGACGAUGAGGAGGAUUUUCCACAUGCCAUGAAGGAAAGCGAAGAAGAAGAGGCUAAAUUGAAUUUCAUGGACAAUUCUCUCGAGGAUCCUAAUAGUAGCACUAGUUCUAGUGACAAUAGCGAUGAUUGAUGGGUUAAGAUUUAUGAGAUUAGGCCAUAUUUAUUUCG